CGAGCACUGGCGGGUUCCGGGUCCUGUGACCGGUCAGGCGGCGUCAGCGGGCGCGGCGGAGGGCGGGCCGGCCUCGGGGGAGUUUCCGCGGCCGCCGGGGGCGGGGCGGGAGAGCGCGAGGUCGGGCGGGAGGCCAGACUCGGAGCCCCAGCACGCCGGACAGCCACAGCGCUCAUGGCGGGCGGGGGAGCCGGGGACCCCGGCCUGGGGGCGGCUGCCGCCCCGGCGCCCGAGACCCGCGAGCACCUCUUCAAGGUGCUGGUUAUCGGCGAGCUUGGAGUGGGCAAGACCAGCAUCAUCAAGCGAUACGUCCACCAGCUCUUCUCCCAGCACUACCGGGCCACCAUCGGGGUGGACUUCGCCCUCAAGGUCCUCAACUGGGACAGCAGGACUCUGGUGCGCCUGCAGCUGUGGGACAUCGCGGGGCAGGAGCGAUUUGGCAACAUGACCCGAGUAUACUACAAGGAAGCUGUUGGUGCUUUUGUAGUCUUUGAUAUAUCAAGAAGUUCUACAUUUGAGGCAGUCUUAAAAUGGAAAAGUGAUCUGGAUAGUAAAGUUCAUCUUCCAAAUGGCAGCCCUAUCCCUGCCGUCCUCUUGGCUAACAAAUGUGACCAGAACAAGGACAGUAGCCAGACUCCUUCCCAGAUGGACCAGUUCUGCAAAGAACAUGGCUUCGCCGGAUGGUUUGAAACUUCUGCAAAGGAUAACAUAAACAUAGAGGAAGCUGCCCGGUUCCUAGUGGAGAAGAUUCUUGCAAACCACCAAAGCUUUCCUAAUGAAGAAAACGAUGUGGGCAAAAUUAAGCUAGAUCAAGAGACCUUGAGAGCAGAGAGCAAAUCCCAGUGUUGCUGAUAGGGCUUCUGCUUCUCUCGUGUGUGCCUCAGCUCUGAAGAAGUUCCUGAGAAUGGGUUAUGGAUGUCAUGUUAGCUGUGAGUCUUCCCACAGGUGGCACUUCAAAAGGCAGCACCACUGAGUGCCUGCACUUAUUUGAAAAUGGAACUUUGGGAGAAGUAUCCCUGCCAGUGGCUCUGUAACUUAACAGAUGACAAUUAGGCUUUUGUCAUUGUCGCCAUCAUAUGGAAGAUAAUGUUUACAUCCUUUUAAACAUCUUUUUAUAUGACAGUUCCUUAGGAUUUGGUAAGCCUUCCAAGUUGUAGCUUUUAAUGUAAGUGCUGGGGUGGUAAUAAAAUGUUACCUCCAGUCUUAUGGUCAUUUUGAGUCUAUAUUUUUGCCAUCUUAUUGUAUCCUCACUUUUUAGGGGGAGGUUUAGAUUGUAUUAGCCACAAAGGCUUGAGGUUUCUCUUUAGCAAUUUUCUAUUCAAAACUUUGGAAAGGCCAGGUAUGGUGGCUCAUGCCUAUAAUCCCAGCACUUUAAGAAGGUGAGGCAGGAAGAUCACUUGAGCCCAGGAGUUUGAGGUCACAGUGAGCUAUGAUUGUACCACGGCACUCCAGCCUGAGCAACAGAGUGAGAACCUCUUAAAACAAGACAAACCUUUUGAAACUUUGUGUAAAAUUAUUUUCCUUACAUAUAAUUUACCCAUUCAUAGCUGGUGUGGCAUGUGGUCACUCUUCUUAAAUACAUUAAAAUGACCUUAAUGACUGAAAAAGUACUCACAGCACAUCUGCAUUAUGGAUGUGUCCCUCUGGAUAUGGUUACUACCCCUUGGAAACUAUAUAAAUGAGCAUUUUUUCUUU
Molecule: messenger RNA, 1695 nt
Organism: Cercocebus atys (sooty mangabey)
Lineage: Eukaryota; Metazoa; Chordata; Mammalia; Primates; Cercopithecidae
Gene: RAB32
Product: RAB32, member RAS oncogene family
Exons: 3
Coding region: 175-852 (225 amino acids)
Biological process (GO): vesicle-mediated transport
Cellular component (GO): Golgi apparatus; vesicle; trans-Golgi network
Molecular function (GO): GTP binding; GTPase activity
Source: RefSeq, a predicted model, not a curated record